CGCGUCUUGCCCGCCGCGUCCCCGGCCCGAGGAGAAGACUCCGCAGCAUGGCCCCCACGCGCCAGGACCUGACGCCAUCUGGGAUGGAGAAGACCCUGCGAGAUGAGAUUGAAGCCAUCCUGCGGGAGAGGAUCAUGGUGCUUGAUGGAGGGAUGGGGACCAUGAUCCAGCGGCACAAGCUGAGUGAAGAAGACUACCGAGGACAAGAGUUCAAAGACCACGCCAGGGCCCUGAAAGGCAACAGUGAUAUUUUAAGUAUAACCCAGCCCAGCGUCAUUUACCAAAUCCACAAGGACUACCUCCUAGCUGGGGCAGAUAUCAUUGAAACAAAUACUUUCAGCAGCACCGCUAUUGCCCAAGCUGACUAUGGCCUGGAACACUUGGCCUACCGGAUGAACAUGUGCUCUGCGGAAGUGGCCAGAAAAGCAGCCGAGGAGAUAACUCUCCAGACAGGAAUUAAGAGGUAUGUGGCAGGAGCUCUGGGUCCAACUAACAAGACACUCUCUGUGUCCCCAUCUGUGGAAAGACCAGAUUACAGGAACAUCACAUUUGAUGAACUUGUUGAAGCAUACAAAGAGCAGGCCAAAGGGCUUCUGGAUGGUGGAGUGGAUAUCUUACUCAUUGAAACUAUUUUUGAUACUGCCAAUGCCAAGGCAGCUUUGUUUGCAGUUCAAAAACUUUUUGAAGAGGAGUAUGUUCCCCGGCCUGUCUUUAUUUCAGGGACAAUUGUUGAUAAAAGUGGGCGGACUCUCUCAGGCCAGACUGGGGAGGCAUUUGUCAUCAGCGUGUCUCAUGUAGACCCACUCUGGUGAGUGAUCAUUCUUUCC
This is a messenger RNA of Odocoileus virginianus texanus, 827 nucleotides long. Lineage: Eukaryota; Metazoa; Chordata; Mammalia; Artiodactyla; Cervidae. The record is from RefSeq and is a predicted model, not a curated record.